Monomorium pharaonis (pharaoh ant) is the source of this 1388-nucleotide messenger RNA. RefSeq names its product solute carrier family 25 member 35. The coding region runs from base 162 to 1265 and encodes 367 amino acids. The transcript has 5 exons. Lineage: Eukaryota; Metazoa; Arthropoda; Insecta; Hymenoptera; Formicidae. The record is from RefSeq and is a predicted model, not a curated record.
AGAAUAUUUCAGAAUUCACAUAUAUGAAAAGUUAAAGAAGAAAAACUUUAAACAAAUAAGAUAAAACAUGAGGAUAAAAAGAUAACACGUCCGUUCAGUCCGAUAGCUGGUCAGUUAUCAUGUAUGUAAAUGCCACCGACGCAGGGGAUGUGACGAUGUAAAUGUGCGUCAGGGUUGCUACAUAUGUUAUAUACGUAUGCUAUAUCGUUACAAGACGCACGCGACGCCGGCGCUGCAUCCGAUAUAAAUCGCCGCUGCUCUCCAACGGAAACGGCAGCUCGGAAAAAAUUGGCUGUCUAGUAUUUCUUGCCUACCGAGAGACGAGUGCGAUGGUCGCCGAGAAAACGCCGGGCGCGGAGUUCGUGAUCGGCGCCCUGGCAGCGGUAGGCGCCGGUUUCUUCACGAAUCCAGUGGACGUGGUGAAAGUGCGACUGCAGCUGCAGGGUGAGCUGGAAGCGCGGGGUUCAUACACAAAGAUAUACAAGAACACCUUGCAUGCCGCGUAUCUCAUAGGCAAACACGAGGGUGUGCUGGCCUUGCAGGCGGGCUUGGUGCCCGCGCUUGCCUUCCAAGUGGUGCUCAACGGUAUUCGUCUGGGCGCGUACAAGACCGCCCAGAGGUACGAACUGAUCGUCGACAAGCAAGGCAACACCGAUAUCUUACGGACUGCCCUGGUGUCCGGCUCGGCCGGCUGCGUCGGCGCCGUCCUCGGCAGUCCGUUGUAUUUGGUGAAAACGCAGUUACAGGCGCAAUCCGCGAAAUCCAUCGCCGUGGGCUAUCAGCACAAUCACUCGGGAUCGUGGGACGCCUUCAGGUCUCUGUGGAUGGAGGGCGGCAUCGUGGCUCUGUACCGAGGAUGGAAUGCUAACAUGCCGCGCGUAUUCGUCGGCUCGGCCACGCAGCUGACCACCUUCGGAAUAGCGUCGGACUGGUUACGUUCGCUAAAUAUAUUUCCAGAUCGCCCGAUACUGCUGACCUUCUUGGCCUCCUUGAUCGGAGGUAGCUGCGUAGCCGUCACCAUGCAGCCGUUCGACGUCCUGGCGACGCGAUUGUACAAUCAACAGACGGACAUGGCCGGAAAAGGCGCCCUUUACAAAGGACUCGGGGACGCGCUCAUCAAGAUAUUCCGCACGGAGGGUCUGACCGGCCUGUACAAGGGAACGUUUCCCACGUGGUUGAGGAUAGCGCCGCAUACGGUUCUGUGCCUAGUGUUUUACGAGGAGCUAGAUCAACUGUACAGCAAUUUUAGAAUACGAACCGAUUGACGCUAGUUUUAAAUUUGUAAAAAAAAAAUUAUACAUACUGUAUUUACUCUAGGUAUGCACACAGCGAUUUUGUAAGAUUUUUCAAGAACGUUGGACAUUAAAUAUUACAAAUUUAUAUUCGGA